Molecule: messenger RNA, 1437 nt
Organism: Penicillium lagena
Lineage: Eukaryota; Fungi; Ascomycota; Eurotiomycetes; Eurotiales; Aspergillaceae
Product: fungal specific transcription factor domain-containing protein
Exons: 3
Coding region: 1-1437 (478 amino acids)
Biological process (GO): regulation of DNA-templated transcription
Cellular component (GO): nucleus
Molecular function (GO): DNA-binding transcription factor activity, RNA polymerase II-specific; transcription cis-regulatory region binding
Source: RefSeq, a predicted model, not a curated record
AUGUGGGGCCAAAGUCGUGCGGUAAUGCAGCAUAUUUCUGAUGCCGUGAUCAUGAGGUCCGAACGCUCUCUAGACCUCCUCCAAGGAAUUGUUGUCUUUUUGGGCUACUACCAUUACUAUUGUCUAGCCCAUGGACAAUUCAACAACCUCACGCAUCUGGCAAUCAGCAUGACUGGAGAUAUGGGCCUGGACAGGCGUACCAAGCCGCGCGAAACGGCUCCGUAUUUGACAAUGGAUCCCGAAGAGCCAAGAGCGAUGACGAAUGAAGAGAGAAGGGUCUUGGUCGGUGCCUGGUACAUGGGCUCAAACGCUGCUCUCUCUUUCAACAAAUUAGAGUCACCAAGAUACACGAAGCAUCAUGACCAGUGUCUAAACGAAUUGAAAGACGCUGCGGAAUAUGAGACAGAUGAACUCCUUGUACAGCUAGUUCGCAUCCAGCACCUCACCGAGAGGAUCUUUCAGUUCAACCACCGAGACCAGUUCUUCGUUGAAUUGAUUGGAGUAGCUUUACCAGAGACAACAGUCGCUGGGCAUCUCUCUGCUUUUCAGGCAGAAUUGGAUAGUCUCGAGAACUCACUGCCCAAGAAGCUCAAAGCCAACUACUUACUGUUGAGCCACUACAACACUGCACGGCUACGGCUCUUCGCUCCGCUGCUAAGCGAUAUCAGGCCGUCAAGUGUUUCAACCCCCGCCUCCGUCCCGCUAUCGCUUUUGCAUGCGGAGGCAUUCGAUCGCUAUCAUGCUGCCACCUCUGUCCUCAAGUCCUGGGUCACUAAUUGGCUCGCUAUACCCGUUUGCUACUACUUCCAUAUGCCGCAGCCUGGUUACGGCCAUCUUAUCUAUGCCAUCACUAUGCUUGCCCGCCAGGCGCGGUUAUCGUUGCUCGUCAAUACUCAGCCCAACUGUGCCAGCUCUAUUUCCUCUAACAUAUCCGCAGACACUGCUCAACCUGAAACCAGGAAUAUUGACGCCGAGACAACCAAAACCUUGGUGCUUAAUGCUCUAGAGUCCUUUGCGGCACGGUUCGAGGCUGCCAAGGUGGAGAUCGGCGCUGCUCAUGGGCGAGAAUGGGAGAACGACCUUUUGGACCUGAUCGUGAAGACUCUCAGGGUCAAGAAGGCCCGCAUCGAGAAGUGGAGUAAAGUCCUCGAGGCGGCAAGGAAUGGUGGUUAUAGCGGCGACGGGUUUCCACCGGGAAAAGACUGGCCAGCAUUUAGCUCUGUUGAUGGCCAAGAGAGUAAUACCGGAGCCAGGGAAGAUGCUGCAGAAUGGCUGUUUGAGCAGCUCGAUAAGUCGCUGCUGGACGAUAAUUAUCAGGAGAGCUGGCUUUGGGGCGGUGACCCCUUAGAUAUUCUGUGCAUGGACCAAGGGAAUCUUGAAGAGGCAGAGGGGACCGGUGUUACUUGCUUGCCCAACACUGGCUUCGACUACCAGUGA